Messenger RNA from Ochotona curzoniae (black-lipped pika), 679 nucleotides. It is a transcript of the gene MRPL49, whose product is annotated as mitochondrial ribosomal protein L49. Gene Ontology annotation, biological process: translation. Bases 1 to 498 code for a protein of 165 amino acids. Lineage: Eukaryota; Metazoa; Chordata; Mammalia; Lagomorpha; Ochotonidae. Gene Ontology annotation, molecular function: structural constituent of ribosome. The record is from RefSeq and is a predicted model, not a curated record. Gene Ontology annotation, cellular component: mitochondrial large ribosomal subunit; ribosome. The transcript has 4 exons.
AUGGCGGCGGCGGGUGCAGUGCGGGCGGCCGUUCGGGGCUGGCGACCCGGCGGGUGGCCGGGCUGCGGGCUGCGGCCGCUGAGCCUGGGGCCUCCGGCUCAGCCUGGCUUUGUGGAAUCAGAGGAAGAGUACCGGUUUGUGGAGCGCCUGUUACCUCCCACCAGCAUCCCCAAACCCCCAAAGCAUGAACAGUACCCCACCCCUAGCGGCUGGCAGCCUCCCAGAGACCCCCUCCCUGACCUGCCCUACUUCGUGCGGCGUUCUCGGCUGCACAACGUCCCUGUGUACAAGGACAUCACGCACGGUAACCGGCAGAUGACUGUGAUCCGCAAGGUGGAGGGGGACAUCUGGGCGCUGCAGAAGGACGUGGAAGAGUUCCUGACCCCACUGCUGGGGCACACACCUGUGACUCAGGUCAACGAGGUGACAGGGAGCCUGCGGGUCAAGGGCUACUUUGACGAGCAGCUUAAAGCCUGGCUUGUGGAGAAGGGCUUCUGAGGCAGCUGGGCAGCCUACAUGCCAGUGUCCCCCGCCACCCCCAGGCUGGCAUCUUGCUGUUAGCUGCUGGUUCUCCUCUCACUGUGGGUUUCUCUUCAUGUGGGGCUCAAUUACUGAAAUUGUAAGGGCUCUGCACUGCCUUUGAAUAGAUGAAAAUAAAUUGUUAAAAAACCCCAUGGGA